Messenger RNA from Dromiciops gliroides (monito del monte), 873 nucleotides. Its product is annotated as brain acid soluble protein 1 homolog. The coding region runs from base 154 to 873 and encodes 239 amino acids. Gene Ontology annotation, biological process: negative regulation of DNA-templated transcription. Gene Ontology annotation, molecular function: transcription corepressor activity; transcription cis-regulatory region binding. Lineage: Eukaryota; Metazoa; Chordata; Mammalia; Microbiotheria; Microbiotheriidae. The transcript has a single exon. The record is from RefSeq and is a predicted model, not a curated record. Gene Ontology annotation, cellular component: nucleus; cytoplasm.
UCCAGUCUCCGCUCUUGAGUCCGGGAGAGACAUCGCACCCCCCAGCCCCAGCCCAGCGGACCCUAGGCUCCCCGAGGCUCUGUUGGUGACACCGGGGCGCACCGCACACACACCGAGGGGGCGGAAAAGAGAAAAAAACCCAGAACUCCAAAGAUGGGAGGCAAGCUUAGCAAGAAGAAGAAGGGAUACAAUGUAAAUGAUGAGAAAGCCAAGGAUAAAGACAAGAAGGCGGAAGGAGCUGGUGCAGAAGAAGAAGAAACUCCCAAGGAGAAUGAUGAGACCCAGACAGUGGCAGAGACCACAGAUGUCAAGGAGAGCAACAAAGAGGAGAAGACCGAUAAAGAUUCCCAGGUGACUGCUAACAAGACUGAAGAUAAAGAAGCGGAGAAAGAUGCAGCAGCCGGCAAAGAAGAGGCUCCGAAAUCAGAGUCUGAGAAAGCAGAGGCUGUCCCUGAUGGAAAGGUGGACCAGCAGAAGGAUGCUGAGAUGGAGCAGGCCCCUGCCUCUGCACCAGCGGCCAGCAGCGAUGCUUCUAAGACUUCAGCGCCUGGCACUGAGGCAAAGGUCUCCCAGUCUUCAGAAGCCACAACGACUAGGAAAGUAGAUGACAAGAGCAAAGAGGAAGGGGAAGCCAAAAAGACUGAGGCUUCCGCAGCUCCCGUCGCUCAAGAAACUAAAAGUGAAGUGGCGCCAGCUUCAGACUCAAAACCUAGCAGCAGCGAAGCUGCGUCUUCUUCCAAGGAGACCCCAGCAGGAAAGGAAGCCCCUAGCUCAACCCCUAAGGCCCAGGAACCUGCAGCCCCAGCAGAUGAGGGUAAACCUUCUGAGGCUCCGACCGCUAAUUCGGAUCAAACUAUAGCCGUGAAAGAGUAA